AUGGCCACCAUGGAAAAACUAAUGAAGGCCUUUGAGUCGCUUAAGUCAUUCCAACAGCAGCAGGGACCACCGACCGCCGAGGAGCUUGUCCAGAAACAGAAAAAGGAUCAGGCCACGACGAAAAAGGACAGAGUCACACACUGCUUGACAAUAUGUGAAAACAUAGUGGCACAGUCUCUCAGAACAUCCCCAGAGUUCCAGAAAUUGCUGGGAAUUGCCAUGGAAAUGUUUCUUCUCUGCAGUGAUGACAGUGAAUCGGAUGUCCGCAUGGUUGCCGAUGAGUGCCUGAACAAAAUAAUCAAAGCACUGAUGGACUCUAAUCUGCCCCGACUGCAGCUGGAGCUAUAUAAAGAAAUUAAAAAGAAUGGUGCCUCUCGGAGUUUAAGAGCAGCUUUGUGGAGGUUUGCUGAGCUCGCUCACCUCAUCAGACCUCAGAAAUGCAGACCGUAUUUGGUCAACCUUUUGCCGUGCCUCACCAGAAUCACCAAGCGGCAGGAGGAGGCUGUGCAGGAAACACUGGCUUCGGCCAUGCCGAAAAUAAUGGCAGCCUUGGGACACUUUGCCAAUGAUGGCGAGAUCAAGGUCCUGUUGAAGUCAUUUGUAGCCAACCUGAAGUCCAACUCACCCACCAUUAGAAGGACAGCUGCCAGCUCUGCUGUUAGUGUGUGCCAACACUCAAGGCGUACCAGUUACUUUUACACAUGGCUCCUUAAUGUGCUGCUAGGUCUCUUGGUUCCGGUUGAUGAGGAUCAUCUUAGCCAUCUCAUCCUCGGGGUGCUUUUGACCCUGCGCUACCUGAUGCCUCUGCUGCAGCAGCAAGUCAACACCACAAGCCUCAAAGGAAGCUUUGGAGUCAUGAAGAAAGAGGCGGAUGUGCAGCCAACACCUGAGCAGCUGCUACAGGUUUACGAGCUGACUUUACACUACACACAGCACUGGGACCACAAUGUAGUGACUGCAUCCCUGGAGCUCCUGCAACAAAUGUUCAGGACUCCACCACCAGACCUUUUGCACAUGCUCAUAACUGUGGGCUCCAUUCCACAUGCUACCGUGUUUCGUCAAGAUUCUGAAAGUCGUGCGCGCUCCGGCAGUAUCCUGGAGUUGAUUGCAGGAGGAGGGUCUUCCUGCAGUCCACUCCUUCUUAGGAAACAGAGAGGAAAAAUGUUGUCAGGGGAGGAAGAUGGUUUGGAAGAUGAUCCUGAAAAGACUGAGGUCACCACCACAGGGGCUUUCGCUGCAUCUGUUGUUGGAGCUGAUGGCUCCUCAGAAGCACAGGUGGACAUCAUCACUGAACAGCCACGCUCCUCCCAACAUACUUUGCAGCCUGGUGACUCUGUGGACUUGAGUGCCUCCUCUGAACAAGGUGAGGGUGGAGGAGGGACAUCUGCCUCAAAUACUCCAGAGACACCCACGGAAAAUGAGGAGGGAAUGCUGAGUCGCAGCUCAAGCGGUGGGGCAAACGUUACACCAGAGACUGCGGACUACACAACACCAGAGAAUGCCACCCCAGAUGGGGGGCCCUUUAAUGAAGGCGGGUCGCUCCUGAGCACUAAUGAUGGCUCGCCUCCACCCAGUGACUCGUCCCAGACGACCACCGAAGGGCCGGAUUCAGCUGUCACCCCUUCAGAUGUUGCAGAGUUGGUUCUAGAUGGCAGUGAGAGUCAAUACUCUGGCAUGCAGAUUGGAACACUACAGGAUGAGGAAGAUGAAGGAACAGCACCUUCAUCCCAAGAUGAACCAUCUUUCCUACCAUCGGCACUGGCUCUGAGCAAACCGCAUCUCUUCGAUGUGAAAGGUCACAAUCGGCAGAGUUCUGACAGCAGCAUUGACCGGUUCAUACCAAAGGAGGAACCCACUGAAAUUGAACCCAAUUGCAAGCCAUCCAGUAUAAAUGGUCCAAUCGGACAUUAUACAGACCAGGGGGCAGAGCCACUGGUGCAUUGUGUCAGGCUUCUUGCUGCGUCAUUCCUGUUGACAGGACGAAAGAACGGUUUGAUCCCAGACAAGGAGGUACGAGUUAGUGUAAAGGCCCUGGCGGUCAGUUGUAUAGGUGCUGCUGGUGCACUGCUACCUGAAGCCUUUUUUAAUUCCCUCUACUUGGAGCCGCUGGACGGCAUCCCAGCUGAAGAGCAGCAGUAUGUCAGUGACAUGCUUGACUUAAUUAGCCAUGGAGACCCACAGAUUAGAGGUGCCACAGCCAUCCUCUGUGCAACCAUUAUUCAAGCUGCACUCACAAAAACACGUUACAACAUACACACUUGGCUGGCCAGUGUGCAGGGCAGAACAGGAAACCCUUUGUCCCUGGUUGACUUGGUGCCUUUACUGAGAAAAACUCUAAAAGAUGAAUCUUCAGUAACCUGCAAAAUGGCUUGCGUUGCUGUCAGGCACUGCAUCGUAACCAUGUGCGGUAGUACCCUUAGUGAGCUAGGCCUGCAGUUGGUAAUCGACCUUCUGGCCCUGACAGACUCCUCCUACUGGCUUGUCCGCACAGAAUUGUUGGAAACCCUCGCUGAGAUGGAUUUUCGGUUAGUGAAUUUUCUAGAAAGAAAGACUGAGACUUUGCACAAGGGCGACCAUCACUACAUUGGGCGUCUUCGGCUGCAGGACCGGGUUUUAAAUAAUGUUGUAAUACGUCUGUUGGGGGAUGAUGACCCCAGAGUCCGUCAUGUAGCAGCUUCUGCAGUCAGCAGACUCGUAUCUAGAUUGUUUUACGACUGUGACCAGGGCCAAACAGACCCUGUUGUCGCAGUUGCCCGAGACCAGAGUUCAGUUUACCUGCAGCUGUUGAUGCAUGAGGCACAACCCCCCUCUCAAUUCACAGUCAGCACUAUCACAAGGACUUAUCGGGGUUUUAACCUAUCCAACACGGUGCCUGACGUCACAUUGGAAAACAACUUGUCUCGUGUUGUCGCCGCCAUCUCCCAUGCUUUCACCUCAUCAACCUCGAGGGCCCUGACAUUUGGCUGCUGUGAGGCACUAUGUCUUCUGGCUUCAAAUUUUCCAGUGUGCACAUGGAGCACUGGCUGGCACUGUGGCUAUUCAAACACUUCUGCACCUGACGUGGACCGAAGGAACCUAACAGUGGGAAUGGCCAACAUGGUGCUUUCUUUGCUGUCAUCUGCUUGGUUUCCACUAGACCUCUCCGCACACCAGGAUGCCUUGUUGCUAGCUGGUAACCUGUUGGCUGCGGUGGCUCCUAAAUGCAUGCGCAACCCCUGGGCUGAAGAGGAAGACGGUGGCAGUGCCAGCUCUUAUCCAAGUGGAGGCCCAAAUAAGAUGGACGAACCCUGGGUAGCAUUGUCGGAGCGCUCCCUGGUGACAAUGGUGGACCAGCUUUUUUCCCACCUUCUGAAGGUUCUCAACAUCUGUGCCCAUGUUCUGGAUGACACUCCCCCGGGACCAGCAGUUAAGGCCACACUGCCCUCCCUGACCAACACACCCUCGCUCAGUCCCAUCCGCAGAAAGGGCAAAGAGAAGGAAGUUACUGAUCCCAAUGCUGUGCCUUUGAGCCCAAAGAAAAGCAAUGAGAAUCCAGGUAGAGCCUCUGACAGUACAAGUGGAACAGCAGUUAGCAAGUCUAACACUCUCGGCAGUUUCUACCAUUUGCCACCCUACCUCAAGCUUUAUGAUGUCCUUAAAGCAACUCAUGCCAACUACAAGGUGACGUUGGACCUUCACACUAGCCAUGAGAAGUUUGGUGGUUUCCUUCGUGCUGCCUUGGAUGUUCUGUCUCAACUGCUUGAGCUGGCCACACUUCAUGACAUCAGCAAGUGUGUGGAGGAAAUGUUAGGGUAUCUCAAGUCCUGCUUCUCCCGGGAACCUACCAUGGCUACAGUUUGUGUUCAGCAGUUGUUAAAAACACUGUUUGGAACCAACUUGGCAUCCCAGUAUGAGGGUGUCCUGAGUGGACCAAGCCGUGCCCAGGGCAAAGUGCUUCGUCUUGGCUCGUCCAGCUUGAGACCAGGGCUGUACCACUACUGCUUCAUGGCACCAUACACCCACUUCACGCAGGCUUUGGCAGAUGCCAGUCUCCGUAACAUGGUGCAGGCUGAGCAAGAGCAGGACACCUCUGGAUGGUUUGAUGUGAUGCAGAAAGCAUCAAACCAGCUUCGGUCUAACAUUGCGAAUGCAACACGCCACAGAAGCGACAAGAAUGCCAUCCACAACCACAUCCGUCUCUUCGAACCACUUGUGAUUAAAGCUUUGAAGCAGUACACAACUAGCACCUCUGUGGCUCUGCAGAGACAAGUGUUGGAUCUUCUUGCCCAACUUGUGCAGCUCAGAGUCAACUACUGCCUGUUGGACUCUGAUCAGGUCUUCAUAGGGUUUGUCUUGAAACAGUUUGAAUAUAUUGAAGUGGGACAGUUUCGAGAAUCAGAGGCCGUCAUACCAAACAUCUUUUUCUUCCUGGUGCUGCUUUCCUAUGAACGCUACCACUCCAAGCAGAUAAUCGGUAUUCCUAAAAUCAUCCAGCUGUGUGAUGGCAUAAUGGCCAGUGGUAGGAAAGCUGUCACACAUGCGAUCCCUGCCUUGCAGCCAAUCGUUCAUGACCUCUUUGUCCUGAGGGGCUCUAACAAGGCUGAUGCAGGCAAAGAGUUGGAUACGCAGAAGGAAGUGGUGGUCUCUAUGCUUCUCAGACUUGUUCAGUACCAUCAGGUUUUGGAGAUGUUCAUCCUAGUUUUGCAACAGUGUCACAAAGAAAAUGAAGACAAGUGGAAGAGGUUGUCAAGACAAAUUGCAGACGUUAUACUUCCUAUGAUUGCCAAGCAGCAGAUGCAUCUGGAUUCUCCUGAGGCGUUAGGUGUUUUGAACACUCUUUUUGAAAGUGUAGCGCCUUCCUCUCUUAGGCCUGUGGAUAUGCUGCUAAAGAGCAUGUUUGUCGUCCCGCAUACCAUGGCAUCAGUGACUACAGUCCAACUGUGGGUCUCUGGUAUUUUGGCGGUGCUCAGGGUACUUGUCUCUCAGUCAACUGAGGAUAUUGUGUUAUCACGAGUCCACGAGCUCUCGCUCUCCCCACAUUUACUUUGCUGCAACACAGUCCGUCGCCUCUAUCAACAGAGUCCAUCUCCAAAUUCUGUUACCCCUUUGGAUGCAAUUGCUAAUGAAGAACGUAAUGGUGAUUCAUCAAAAGUCCUACCUGAGGAAACGUUUGCCAGGUUCCUGCUUCAAAUGGUUGGAGUCCUACUGGAUGAAAUUUCUUCCAAACGGGUGAAAGUGGAUAUUACAGAACAGCAACACACUUUCUAUUGCCAGCAGCUGGGUACGCUGCUCAUGUGUUUAAUACACAUCUUCAAAAGUGGUAUGUUUCGCAGGAUCACAGCUGCUGCGAGUCUCCUCCUACAGGGUGACCAGAAUGACUCAGAGGCUGGCCUUUACUACCAUUUAGAAACCCUGAACAGCAUGGUGCAGGGCUUGAUCACCACCCACCCCUCUUUGGUGCUGCUCUGGUGCCAAGUCCUCCUCCUCAUCAACUACACAAACUACUCAUGGUGGGCUGAGGUUCACCAAACACCAAGGAGACAAAGCCGAUCAUGCACAAAAUUGCUCAGCCCUCACUCCUCAGGAGAAGGCGAUGAGGAGAAUUCUGCUUUCGCCAUGAUCAACAAAGAGAUUGUCCGCAGGGGAGCCCUCAUCCUCUUCUGUGAUUAUGUGUGUCAGAACCUCCAUGACUCAGAGCAUCUAACCUGGUUGAUAGUUAACCAUGUCAGUGACCUCAUCAGCCUUUCCCAUGAGCCACCGGUGCAGGAUUUCAUCAGUGCUGUGCACCGAAAUUCAGCUGCCAGCGGUCUCUUCAUCCAAGCUAUUCAAUCCCGUUGUGACAACCUGACCAAUCCUACCAUGUUGAAAAAGACGCUGCAAUGUUUAGAAGGUAUCCACUUGAGCCAGUCUGGUUCCCUGCUGAUGCUGUAUGUGGAUAAGCUGCUCAACACACCCUUCAGGGUUUUGGCCCGCAUGGUGGACACGCUGGCGUGUCGCAGGGUGGAGAUGUUGCUAGCUGAAACGUUGCAGAACAGUAUUGCCCAGCUGCCUGUGGAAGAACUGGACAGAAUCCAGGAAUACCUUCAGAUCAGUAACCUGGCUCAAAGGCAUCAGAGGUUCUACUCCCUGCUGGACAGGUUUCGAGCCACUGUUGCUGAAACUAGUAGCCCAGCCCCUCCAGUGACAUCACACCCCCUGGAUGGGGAUCCACCCCCUGCCCCUGAAAUGGUCAAUGCAGAUAAGGAAUGGUAUGUGACCCUAGUGAAGUCUCAGUGUUGUCUUCGUGGAGAUGUGUCUCUUUUGGAAACAACUGAACUCCUUACCAAGUUGCCUGCCCCUGAUCUUUUCAGCAUUAUUAGAUGCGAAACGUUCAACUUGAGUUUACUGUGCCCAUCCCUGAGCAUGGGUGUUCAACGGCUAACACGGGGUCAGGGGCCGCUCCUGUUAGAAACAGCAUUGCAGGUGACCUUAGAGCAACUUGCUGGGGUCACACAGUCACUUCCUGCACCACACCAGUCCUUUUUGCCAACUUCCAAGCCAAGAUCUUACUGGGCCCAACUCGCUGAUGUGUAUGAUGAGCCAUCUUUCUACCCCAGGGUGCUAGCCCUGUGUAGAGCUGUCUCUCAGUACCUUCUGUGUGUAAACCAACUACCUUCCUCAUUACGUAUUCCCUCUGACAAAGAAGACCUCAUAACUACAUUUGCCUGCACGGCCACUGAGGUUAUUGUCUGGCGUCUGCUCCACGAUCAACUACCCCUGAGCGUGGAUCUGCAGUGGGCCCUGGCUUGUUUGUGCCUGGCCCUGCAACAGACUUGCAUUUGGAAUAGACUGUCCACCACAGCGUACACGACGCACUCAUGUUCCCUCAUCUAUUGCCUACAUCUUAUUAUAAUCGCUGUGGCUGUUAGCCCUGGAGACAAGCUUCUGCUCCCAGAGAAGACGAAAAGGUUAACUAGAGAUGCUGAAGGAGAUGAAUUGGAUUCCAUUCACUCUAAAUAUGAGUGCGAAUGGCAAGCAUGUGAGAUCAUGGCUGAGCUGGUGGAAGGGCUACAGAGCAUUCUUUCCUUAGGUCACCAUCAAAAUAGUGCAAUCCCUGCUUUUCUGACACCAACCUUACGCAACAUUGUAAUCAGUAUUGCUCGAUUGCCACUGGUUAACAGCUUCACGCGAGUUCCUCCACUGGUCUGGAAACUCGGCUGGUCCCCGCAGCCUGCGGGGGAGUUUGGUACAUCAUUGCCUGAGAUCCCUGUGGAUUUUCUGCAGGAAAAAGAUGUCUUCAGAGAGUUCCUGUACCGCAUAAAUAUACUUGGAUGGAGUAGUAGGACUCAAUUUGAGGAGACCUGGGCCACAUUGCUUGGCGUGCUGGUCACACAACCAAUCACAAUGGACCAGGAGGAGGACACACAGCAAGAGGAAGAUUUAGAGCGUACCCAGUUGAAUGUGUUGGCAGUGCAGGCCAUUACCAGCCUGGUCCUGGGUGCAAUGAUGUUACCCACUGCUGGCAAUCCUGCUGUCAGCUGCCUGGAGCAACAGCCUCGUAACAAGAGCCUCAAGGCCUUGGAGACACGAUUUGGAAGGAAAUUGGCAGUCAUUCGUGGUGAGGUAGAGAGAGAAAUACAGGCUCUUGUUUCCAAGAGAGACAACAUUCACACACACCAUCCGUACCAUGCCUGGGACCCUGUGCCUUCUUUGUCCGCGGCCUCAUCAGGGAUGUUGAUAAGUCAUGAAAAGUUGCUGCUUCAGAUCAACACAGAGCGUGAGAUGGGAAACAUGGAUUAUAAAUUAGGACAGGUGUCCAUCCAUUCAGUGUGGUUAGGAAAUAACAUCACCCCAUUGCGUGAGGAAGAAUGGGGUGAGGAUGAGGAAGACGAAGCAGACACACCAGCACCCACUUCUCCACCUUUAUCACCAAUUAACUCUCGAAAACAUCGUGCAGGUGUGGACAUUCACUCAUGUUCCCAGUUUCUCCUGGAGCUCUACAGCCAGUGGCUUAUUCCAAGCUCUUCAAAUAACCGGAAGACUCCAACCAUACUUAUCAGUGAAGUGGUCCGAUCGCUGCUGGCAGUGUCAGACCUAUUCACAGAGAGAAACCAGUUUGACAUGAUGUUCUCCACCCUGAUGGAACUGCAGAAGCUUCACCCACCAGAGGAUGAGAUCCUUAAUCAGUACUUGGUGCCUGCUAUCUGCAAAGCGGCUGCUGUGUUGGGCAUGGACAAAGCGAUCGCAGAACCAGUUUGUCGCUUGUUAGAAACAACCCUGCGCAGCACACACCUGCCCAGUCGCAUGGGUGCUCUUCAUGGGGUGCUCUAUGUCCUGGAGUGUGACCUUCUAGACGAUACAGCGAAGCAGCUGAUCCCAUCCAUCUCAGAGUACCUGCUGUCCAACCUAAGGGCUAUUGCUCAUUUUGUUAACCUCCAUAACCAGCAGCAUGUCCUCGUGAUGUGUGCUGUGGCUUUCUACAUGAUGGAGAACUACCCUCUUGAUGUUGGAUCUGAGUUCAUGGCUGCAGUCAUUCAGGUGUGCGGUGUGAUGGUGUCAGCCAGCGAGGACUCCACGCCCUCGGUAAUCUAUCAUUGUGUGCUCCGGGGUCUGGAACGCCUCUUGCUCUCUGAGCAACUGUCUCGUGUGGAUGGAGAGGCACUGGUCAAGCUGAGCGUCGACAGAGUGAACAUGCCUUCACCUCACAGAGCUAUGGCCGCCCUGGGUCUCAUGCUCACCUGCAUGUAUACUGGAAAGGAGAAAGCCAGCCCCGCAGGUCGCCCCACACACUCAGAUCCUCAGGCCCCAGACAGUGAGUCGAUCAUCGUUGCCAUGGAGAGGGUCUCAGUGCUCUUUGACAGGAUCCGAAAAGGUUUGCCCAGUGAAGCCCGGGUAGUGUCUAGGAUUCUGCCACAAUUCCUAGAUGAUUUCUUUCCACCUCAAGAUGUUAUGAACAAGGUCAUUGGGGAGUUCCUCUCCAACCAGCAGCCUUAUCCACAGUUUAUGGCUACAGUCGUAUACAAGGUUUUCCAGACACUCCACGCUACAGGCCAAUCAUCGAUGGUGCGAGACUGGGUGCUGCUUUCCUUGUCAAACUUCACACAGAGAACACCGGUGGCUAUGGCUAUGUGGAGCCUCUCCUGCUUCUUUGUCUCUGCUUCCACCUCACAGUGGAUUUCAGCCUUACUUCCUCACGUCAUCAGCAGAAUGGGUUCCAGUGAAGUGGUAGAUGUCAACCUGUUCUGCUUGGUGGCCAUGGACUUCUACCGGCACCAAAUUGAUGAGGAGCUGGAUCGCAGGGCCUUCCAGUCGGUCUUUGAGACAGUGGCGACCCCUGGAAGUCCCUAUCACCAGCUGCUGGGAUCGCUGCAAGCAAUCCACCAGGAUACCUCUCUUUGA
Messenger RNA from Nerophis lumbriciformis (worm pipefish), 9357 nucleotides. The record is from RefSeq and is a predicted model, not a curated record. NCBI's taxonomy places the organism in Eukaryota, Metazoa, Chordata, Actinopteri, Syngnathiformes, Syngnathidae.